Messenger RNA from Scedosporium apiospermum, 903 nucleotides. RefSeq names its product Aquaporin-1. Gene Ontology annotation, cellular component: plasma membrane. Gene Ontology annotation, biological process: transmembrane transport. NCBI's taxonomy places the organism in Eukaryota, Fungi, Ascomycota, Sordariomycetes, Microascales, Microascaceae. Gene Ontology annotation, molecular function: water channel activity. Bases 1 to 903 code for a protein of 300 amino acids. The record is from RefSeq and is a predicted model, not a curated record. The transcript has 2 exons.
AUGUCCUCGAACGGCUCCUACCCCCCAGGACCGUCCACGGCCGCCGCGGGCCCUGGCGAGGUCGGCGCGGGGAUGACGCUUGAUCCCGUCGAGCGCACCAAAACCUUUGGCAUGUCGCACCCGUUGAGAAACGAGGUCGUGGCCGCCAUCGCCGAGUUCUGCGGCACCUUCAUGUUCCUCUUCCUCUCCUUCGCCGCGACGCAGGCCGUUCUCCUCACCCGCCACGGCGCCCCUCUCGAUGCGGCUACGCUGCUGUUCAUUUCUUCGGCUUUUGGCGGUGCCAUUGCUGCUAAUGUGUGGGCGUUUUACCGCGUGUCUGGUGGCAUGUUUAACCCUGCUAUUACUCUAGGCCUCGUCCUCGUCGGCGCCGUCAAGCCCAUCCGAGGCGUAAUCGUCUUCAUCGCCCAAAUCGUCGCCGGCAUAGCAGCAGCAGCAGUCGUCGACGGCCUCCUCCCCGGCCCCCUCCUCGUGCGCAACACCCUCGGCACCGACGUGAAAGUCGUCCAGGGCCUCUUUAUCGAAGUCUUCCUGACGGCCAACCUCGUCUUCGUCGUGUACAUGCUGGCUGUCGAGAAGCACCGCGCCACCUUCAUCGCGCCGCUGGGCAUCGGCAUCGCCAUCUUCAUGUGCCACAUGGUGGGCGUGUCGCUUACGGGCACGUCGGUCAACCCCGCGAGGUCUUUCGGCCCUGCCGUUAUCGCGGGGUUCCAUGGUUAUCACUGGAUUUACUGGGUUGGACCGCUCUUGGGCGCGCUGUUGGCCUUUGCCGUGUUCAAGCUCCUUCAGGUCCUCAAUUACAGCACUUGCAAUGUGGGACAGGACGAGGAUGGACUCGGCACGUACCGCGUUGGUCCUGACAAUCAAAAUGGCCACGCACAUCCUAAUGACAAGCACCUCGUGUAA